AUGGAUAACAAGAUAGUUAAACCUGUUCCGAAGAAGAAAUCAAGAAGCACCACACCUGUGGGUGGCUCUUCAUCCUCACAAGGCCAAAAACACAAGAAUACAUUUGGUGCAUGUUUGCGGUGUAAGUACAAGAAGAUAAAAUGUGAUCUGGGACCAGCUGAUAGACCCGUGUCACCUCCUUGUGCAGCAUGCAGAAGAAGCAGAUCACAUUGUUUUUUCAAUGCUCCGAAGGUGAAGAUAGGGAAAUUAGGCAACAUCCUAGAUUCACAGGGGUUGCAAAGCUCACAAUCCACCAGUCCCACAUCUGCCUCAAUGCUAAAUGCAAUUACACAGUCAUUACAAAACCAUAGAGCCAUGAAUGGUAAUCAAAAUAUGCAUUUAAACAAUUUGAGCAAUCUGGUUGGUCUGAAAAAUCAAAACUUAGAGGGAGUUUCCCUAAAUUCUCCAAAUACAGCAUUGAUAGAGGCUUGCGAUAGAGUUAAAUCAGAUACUGCUUGGAAACUAGAAUUAACAUCAAUGCAGAGUGCUUUGGAGUUUCUUGCUAAAGCAACCAAACUUAGAAACGACUACAAGAAUAACGAACCUUUCGGCUCUACAAGAUCUGAUGCUGCGAGUACGACGUCAGAGACAAGAGACCUAAGCGAGAAGGAUAACGGUAACGAAUCUGACUCAACAACUAACUCGACCUCAAAGGAUACCUCAACUAGGAGUUCAUAUCCCAGUAUCGAGGCAAUCAAACCCGAGGUGCCGACACCGUCUAACCAUAACUAUGAUCUUUUGGGUGACGGUAAACUGGUUACUAUGGAUGAGGCUAGAAUGUUGGUAAAUAUUUUUUUCAAUUUCAUGCAUCCCUUUUACCCUUACAUACCACUGCAUUUACAGGACUUUGACGAAUUAUUCAAAUAUCCACUACUAUUACAUUGCAUACUGGCUAUUUCAGCCAGAUAUAAUCCGUUUGAUAAGGUUGGAUUCGACAACGGUAUUGAAGGCAAUAGAAACGUCAUAAUUCAUAAUAAAUUAUGGACACAUUGCCAACAACUUUUAUCACAAACUGUCUGGUCCCAGGCAAGCACGAGAUCAAUUGGUACCACCUUGGCUUUCCUUUUGUUUACAGAAUGGAACCCAAGAGCAAUCCACUGGGAGGUAUCAGAUACUGCUCAUUAUUUAUCUGAUAAUAACGUUUCUUCUUCCAAAGAGGACCCUGAUGGUCUGGGAGGUAUUGCGACCGUGAAGAGAAGUGACAGGAUGGCAUGGAUGUUUACUGGUACUGCAAUAAGAUUGGCCCAAGAAAUGGACAUAUUAGAAAACAACGCAAAAAUUUAUACAGCAGCGAACAUUGCUGAAAUAUGCUAUGCUUCCAACAUGAAUCUCAAACCAACAUUAGGUGAGUCAUUAGUAUCCAUUGAUGGUGGGAUGAAGGAGUUUGAAAUAGAUAAUCCCAAGUCACAAGACGAUAUAGAAAAUGAAGAUCUACUAAAAUUUGUGCAACUUGUUGCCCAGAAUAAAGAGUCAACAAAAAAGUGGGCAAUCCAUAAAGCUUAUUCUGAUAAACUCAAGGAAGAAAACCCUGACCUUAUAAUUGAUCUUGAAACCGAAUUCCUAAACGACGAAUAUAGUAUAAAUUACCUCGAUGAGAACAGUUCCUUCUUGAAGAACCCGAUUCCGUACACUACUUAUCAGAAAGCCCAACUUGAAUUAUUGCGAAUUGUCACAAUCACAUAUCAGACAAUAUACUAUGAAAAAAUGAAAAAAAGAGUUUCAAGUGUAGAUCAAAAGAAGAAUUUAAUGAUAUUGGAUGUUCUUUCUCCAAUCUUGAACGCAUGGUAUCUGAACUACUACAAACUAAUGAAACCAGUAAGCGAUGAAAAGCCAGUGAUAAUAUCCUUAGAUGAUUUGAGUAAAUUCAAAAGAACUGCCAAUAUAAGAGGUGAAAGCUUUAUUAGUGAUUACUAUUAUUGCCAGUUGUACACAUUUUCUUUAGCUCUUCAAGUUGAAGUGAAAGAAUCCAAAUUGACCCUGAAUGAAAUGAUAAAGAGUGCAAGAUUUGUCGAACAAGCUUAUCGAGCCGCGAAAGAGAUACUAAAGUCUGCAAUAAGGGUACACAAAGUUGAUAUGCUGAAAUAUAUGCCAGUAAGGUGGGUAAUGCGAAUAGUUAGAUCUGCAUCAUUCAUUGUAAAAUGCUACAUUACAUUAUGUGAUCAUAGCAUGGCAACCAACUCGGAAGCAAAGUCAAUUUUGAAACUAAGUGGUAUAUUAGUUGAUGACACUGUUCAUAUGAUUAGACAAGCUGCAGUCAUUCUCAAAGAAUCAACUCCUGAUGAGUUGCAUUUAGCUAGUAAAUUUUCUACAAUAUUGAUGUUCUUAUGUAAGGAAAUCGAUGAAAGAAAGAGGGACAAUGAAAAUCUCAUGACAGGGAAUGGCUUAAAUAAUGAUCCCAGCCUUGAAUCACAGACCACUCACAAAGAGUCUUUAGAGGCCAGUAACCAUGACACAAUUUCAAGUGACGCCCAAGAACCUCCCAGUGAAAACGAUAGCUCUCAUGAUACUACGACACAAGGCACAGCUAAUUCCACACGUAAAGUUGGACCCAAUUCGAUAGAUGAGAUAGGUCAGUUUACUGCUUAUCUUCCCGAGGAUGUGAUCGACUGGUUUUCAGCUAGCAAUAACAUUGGACUGGAUUUUGUUGAGCCAUGGACAGAAUUAAUUGAACAAAAGUAUAUUCAAAAUAAAGACGGAUUCCAGGAUUUCGAUCAAUUAUUCGAUGAAUUUGCAAUUAGACCUAGUUAG
Messenger RNA from Nakaseomyces glabratus, 2787 nucleotides. It is a transcript of the gene ARO80, whose product is annotated as Aro80p. The record is from RefSeq and is a predicted model, not a curated record. Gene Ontology annotation, biological process: positive regulation of transcription by RNA polymerase II; aromatic amino acid catabolic process. Lineage: Eukaryota; Fungi; Ascomycota; Saccharomycetes; Saccharomycetales; Saccharomycetaceae. Gene Ontology annotation, molecular function: zinc ion binding; DNA-binding transcription factor activity, RNA polymerase II-specific. Gene Ontology annotation, cellular component: nucleus.